This is a messenger RNA of Panicum hallii, 1185 nucleotides long. Its product is annotated as serine/arginine repetitive matrix protein 1-like. NCBI's taxonomy places the organism in Eukaryota, Viridiplantae, Streptophyta, Magnoliopsida, Poales, Poaceae. Bases 1 to 1185 code for a protein of 394 amino acids. The transcript has a single exon. Gene Ontology annotation, biological process: regulation of DNA-templated transcription. The record is from RefSeq and is a predicted model, not a curated record. Gene Ontology annotation, molecular function: zinc ion binding; sequence-specific DNA binding.
AUGACGUCCUUGUCGCUGAGCGAGCAGGAGCGCCGGGAGGCGGCGAGGCCGCCGGUCCCCAACGGCCCGCCGGGAUCUGGCGAAAGCAGAACCCAGCGGCCUGCCGCCGCCGCCACCGGCACGGACGCCGCCGUUCCGCGCGGGAAGCGCAGCCCUCGCGCCCGGGCCGAGACGCCCCGCUGGGGGGCCUUCAGGCUCCCCGCGCCCACGCCGCCGGCGGCCACGAGGUGCCAGGACUGCGGCGCCAUCGAGACAGCGCAGUGGAGGUCCGGGCCGCUGGGCCCCCGCACGCUCUACAACAACUGCGGGGUCCGGCGCAGGCUAGCCGGGGAGCGGUGGGGGAAGCCGCGACCGCGACGCCCCCGGAAGGCAGCAGCGAGGGCCGUCUCCGACCAGCCGCCUCAGACGGAGGAGAGCAGGCUGACCCCGGAGUCCCCACCGGACGCCCAGAUCUGCGAGCAAAAGUUAGCUCCCGCUCCCAACCUGGUCCUGGUGACGUCUCCGCCUCCGGCGACGGAAUCCUUGACAGCGCAAGCGACGGCGAGGACGGGCUCCGCCUCCGACUCCGAGCAGCCGUCGCCACAGGAGAUCCCGGCCUCGGAGUCGUCCUCGCAGCAGGAGCGGGCCAAGCGCAAGUCUCCGUCACCGACAAUGGAGCCCUUGCCGCCGAACAACAAGAAGAACAAGAAGACGGCGGAGAAGCUGUGCAAGCACUGCGGGUCGUCAGAGACGCCACAGUGGAGUGAGGGGGCGAAGGGCCCCAGGACGCUGCGCAACGCCUGCGGCGUGCGGAACAGGCAGGGGCGGCUGCUGCCGGAGUACCGCCCGCAGGCGAGCCCCACCUUCGAGGCAGAGCACGCCAGUUCGCACAGCGGCGUGCUCGAGCUUCGCCGGAAGCGGAAGAACAAGCAGCAGGAGCCGCCUCCGCCACUGGCGCAGCCGCAACCCGUGGACGACAGCCAGGACGUCGACCUGAUGCCGCAGCCGCUGCCGCGCCGCGUGGACGACAUCGCCAGCAAGCUGCGCGCCGGCGCCCGCGCCAACAACGACCGCUCGGCCAGCAACAACGCAGGUGCGCCCCGCAGGACUGGGCCAGUGGCCAAGCGUGGCCGGAUUAAGAUUCACCCGUUUCUGCUCGACGGGCCGGCGCGGCCCAUGAUUGUCGAGCCGGAAGCACCAUGCUAG